Molecule: messenger RNA, 1759 nt
Organism: Paramecium pentaurelia
Lineage: Eukaryota; Ciliophora; Oligohymenophorea; Peniculida; Parameciidae
Source: the annotation of a GenBank genome assembly
AUGUACAGAAGACUCUCAAAUAUUGAUCGAAUAAAAUUAUAAUUCAAACUAAACCAACAAGUCAAAGAGUUAUUAUAGAAGGGUGAAAUAGAUAUUGACAAUCCUACCCACUUUGAGGUAAACUAUAUUUGAAGUAAAGGUUAUUGUGGGUAUUUUAUCAAAGGAGUAAAAAUAAAGAAACUAAAAUGAAUUGAACUUAUUAUCAUAAGCGUUUUACUCUAUUAAAUAUUUUACUGAGAUGCAAAAAACAACAAGUUAAGAGGAAAUGCUUAAUCUUUAUAGAGAAUUACAAUACAUCAAUGUACCAGCACGUCGGACACUUUUUCGUUUUGGAGCAAUUGGAAAAAAUUUUUAUAUAAUUUUGAGAGGUAGUGUAUGGGUAUUUAAAUAUUUAUUAUUUAAAAGGUUUUAGUUGGAAAAAGUGGUUUGGGUGAUAAUAAAAUUGAAGUAAUAGAAAAAAAAGGAGACAAAAAAAAUGAUAAAAAGAAAAAGGUUGAAAAGGAAUAUGAUGAAGGUGAAGAAUCAGUAUAAUUAAUGAAUUUAUAAAAGGAUGAAGAUGAAUUUUAAGAUGUGGAUGAUGAAAAAAUGUUAGAACUUAAAUACCCUAAUAUGAUGAAGGUUGGUAAAAUAGAAUAAGGAGGUAGUUUUGGAGAGAUAGCUCUUACAAAUUGUAUGCCUAGAUAAGCGACUAUAGUUUGUGCAGAAGAUUGUUAAUUUAUUAAACUAUCAAGAGAGGCUUUUCAUACAUUCUUAUGUAAUAAACACUUUUAUUAUUUAUUUAGCUGAAUAUUAUAUAAGAAUUUAAAAUAAAAAUUUUGAAUUUUUGAAAUCAAUCAAUAUAUUUACUGAUUGGAAUGAUACUGACAUCAGUGUUAUUUAAUAUCAUUUCUAAUCUAUAGAUUAUGCCAUGAAUAAUGUUAUUUUUAAAGAAGGAGAAUCAAUUAAAGGAGUUUAUUUCAUUGUAUCUGGUUUAGUUGAAUUAUAAUAGAAAAGUAAAGAUUUAGAAAAUAUGCAAUAAUCUAAAUAACCAAAUAAAUAAUAAAUAGUUAUCAAUCGAUAUAGUAAAGGUCAAUUCUUUGGUUUUAUGGAAAUUAUGAAAAAAUAAUCUUAAAGAGAAACCAAAGCAAUUUGUUUAACAGAAAAAGUUUAAACUUUAUUUUUAUAAGCAGAUGUAAAUCUUAUUAUUUAAAUUUAGAGAUUUAAAUUAUAUUGUUGUAGAGGAGAAUCAUUGAAAACUCUAUAAUUAAUGAUGAAAAAGUUAGAAUAUAUCAUAACAAAGGCCAAUCAGAUUUAUGGAGAAACUUAAAGAUAAUCAAAAUAAUCUUUAUCAUUAAAUCUAGUUGAAAAUGAUUCGGUUUUACAACGUAUGAAAACAGAAAAUCAACCUAUUUGUAAAACUAAUAGAAGCCGUAUUGUUAAAAGAUCUUUAGAUAUUCUUGCUGGAGUUUCUCAUUAAUCUUCUAAAAUUUAAAGCUAUUAUGAAAGUGUUUCUUCAUUUCUCAAAGAUCCUUAAGUUAAUUUAAACCUAAAUAAUCCACUUAUUCAUAUUGAACCUAGCAAACGAUUAAAAAUGUAAUAAUUGCAAUUCUAAUUGUAAUAUUGUCCACAUCCACCCCCUCUUACUUCAAGAAUUCCUUAAUUUUCUAACGGGGAUUCAAAAUAAGUUUUACUUAGGCAACUUAAGUUACCUAGUAUAUUCAAAUCAUAAUAGGAAUAAGAUGAUCGUAUAUCUAUUAGAUAAUUAGAUCCUGUAGUUUGA